Messenger RNA from Nicotiana tabacum (common tobacco), 741 nucleotides. Lineage: Eukaryota; Viridiplantae; Streptophyta; Magnoliopsida; Solanales; Solanaceae. The record is from RefSeq and is a predicted model, not a curated record.
AUGACCAUAGCAAAAAGGCCUACAUCAGCUGCAAACUACGGGAACCAGCGAUGCAGAUAUGUCGGGCAUCCCAAGGGAAAUCGCCACACACAAAUUAAACGUCGACCCGUUCCACCCCCAGUAAGACACAUCAGGCAUAAAUUCAACCCCACCAUCAAUGUUGUAGUACGCGAUGAGGUGGAGAAACUAUUAGAGAAUAGCUCCAUCAGGGAGUCGAAGCACCCUAAGUGGGUUGCCAACAUAGUGAUGGUCAAAAAGAAAAAUGGGAAAUGGCAGAUGCACAUGGAUUUCACAGACUUGAACAAAGCAUGUUUGAAGGAUUCGUUCCCAUUACCCCACAUCGACCAAUUCAUCAACGCAACAGCCGGGAAUGAGCUAUUGAGUUUCUUGGACACGUACUCAGGCUAUAACCAAAUACUUAUGGAGGAAGAAGACCAGAAGAAGACCACGUUCAUCACCUACCAAGGAACGUAUUGUUAUAGUGUCAUGCCGUUUGGGCUAAAGAAUGCGGGGCCUACAUAUCAAAGAUUGGUAACAAAGAUGUUCAAAGAUCAGAUCGGCAAGACCAUGGAAGUACAUAUAGAUGACAUGUUGGUCAAGUCCGUAAAGGUAGAGGACCACAUCGAUCAUUUGAAGGAAGUUUUCGACAUACUAAGACGGUAUGGAAUGAAACUAAACCCGGAGAAAUGCGCGUUUGGCGUAGCCUCAGGAAUGUUUUUGGGUUUUUUUGUGUUGCAAUAG